AUUAAUGUCAGUAGCCUAAUAGUAAAUAUUACGAAUUUAAAAUGUCGAAAAAAAUAAUAAUUACUUUAGUGACUUUAGGAGUUAUACUAGGUGCUGGCUUGGGUGUUUUGAUCUGGUGGUUAAUUCGUGCUGACGAACUCUAUGAAACAAUACGAUUGGAAGGAAAAGGUAUUGGAGAUGUCAAGUACACGGCAGCAUAUACAAGAAUCUCGGACCAAGGAAAUAUGUUUUGGUGGUUCUACCCAACACUUUCUGCAUCUCCAACAUCUCGACCUGUAUUGAUGUGGUUACACGGAGCUACUGGAACACCACCAAGUUUUUUAGCCAACUUCAGAAUGUUUGGUCCGUAUGACAAUAACAUAAGUAGAAGAAACGACUCCUGGGUUAACGAUUAUAAUUUACUAUUCGUCGAUGCACCUUUGGGUACUGGUUUUAGUUCAAUCGUUUCCAAAAAUACCGACGAUUUUCCUGAUAUUGAACAAAAUGUCGAACAUUUACUAAGAACAUUACAGUCAUUUUAUUCUCUCCACGAAGAGUACAACAAUUCACCAAUUUAUAUUUGUGGCCAAGGAGAUGGUUCUCAAUUAGCCCUCUCAUUGGCAAUAAGAUUAUCGGAAGAAAAAGAUAUAUCUGGUAAUUUUAAAGGAGUUAUACUCGGGAAUCCUAUAGUUUCGCCAGCCUUGGUUCUUACUAAACUUGGUUUCUAUUUAGAAGAACUGGGCUACAUAGAUGAAAAAGGUCGAGCAGCUAUUAAAAAUUUGUCAAAUACAAUUACCGACUUAGUUAGCUCAGAAGAAUAUGAAAGUGCUUUCAAUCAUUUCAUUUCACUUGGAUCUUUUAUCAAUGAGAACGCUGGAGCUGUGGCUGUAAACUUAGAUCACAUUGUUGAAAAAAUGACGAGACUGCCUAAUCAAGAUUACUUCGGGGAGAUGAGUUACAUUGAAAGCGAAUUCAAUAUGAAAAAUAAUAUGAAUGAUUUUAUGAAUAACGUUGUGGCUCCAGCAUUGGGCAUUGAAGAUUCCGUUAAAUACGAUGGACGGCGAGAUGAUGCCAUACAUGCUUUCAAAAAGACUUACAUGAAACCUAAUGUUGACAAAGUGGAACACAUUCUCAAAAACACAAAUUUAAGUAUUAGUAUCUACAACGGUAAUCUUGAUGCAGUUUCAAACACUCCAGGGCAGCUCGAAUGGAUCAAUCAUCUCGAAUGGUCGGGUCAAUCAGAUUUUUUGAAUAAAACAAGAGAAACCCUUAUUUUUAACAAUAUCAUUGAGGGUUACUUUAGGGAAUCGGAAAGACUGAGAUUUUAUUGGAUAAAUGUUGCCGGUCUUUUGGUACCGUAUGAUAAUUCAAUUGGUAUUAGACGAGCGCUGAACCGAAUUGUAAAUUAG
Vanessa atalanta (red admiral) is the source of this 1388-nucleotide messenger RNA. Its product is annotated as retinoid-inducible serine carboxypeptidase-like. Gene Ontology annotation, biological process: proteolysis. The transcript has 9 exons. The coding region runs from base 42 to 1388 and encodes 448 amino acids. The record is from RefSeq and is a predicted model, not a curated record. NCBI's taxonomy places the organism in Eukaryota, Metazoa, Arthropoda, Insecta, Lepidoptera, Nymphalidae. Gene Ontology annotation, molecular function: serine-type carboxypeptidase activity.